AUGGAAAAACAAGUUCAUAGAGUUUUAGAAACUCUACCUGCUGGAAAGGAUACCACUAAUGGAGGUAGAUUCGAUAUAAAUAAUGCAAAAAUUGUAAGUACCAAUAAUGAAGCAACUGAAGCAGUAACAAAACCCCAAGGUAAGAACCCUCCCCAUCCAUGUUGUUUGGUAGGAGCCAAAUAUAUACCAAGUUCAAUUGAGGGUUUAACCUAUAAUGGUGGUACAGUCAAUUUUAAAGCUGAUAUGAAACCAACUAUUAUAUAA
Molecule: messenger RNA, 264 nt
Organism: Cavenderia fasciculata
Lineage: Eukaryota; Evosea; Eumycetozoa; Acytosteliales; Cavenderiaceae
Exons: 3
Coding region: 1-264 (87 amino acids)
Source: RefSeq, a predicted model, not a curated record